Molecule: messenger RNA, 3141 nt
Organism: Pseudopipra pipra
Lineage: Eukaryota; Metazoa; Chordata; Aves; Passeriformes; Pipridae
Gene: APBB1IP
Product: amyloid beta precursor protein binding family B member 1 interacting protein
Exons: 14
Coding region: 214-2202 (662 amino acids)
Biological process (GO): signal transduction
Cellular component (GO): plasma membrane; cytosol
Source: RefSeq, a predicted model, not a curated record
GCCUGUCCCCGGCCGAGGGCGGAGGGCGGCGCUGGGGGCAGCGGGGCGGCUCCCGCCCCAGGGCUGAGGGAGCCCGCGGGGCGGCCCCAUUUCCCGGCAGGCUGAGGGCGGGGGAGCUCCCGCUGUGCUGAGGUGCCGUCGAGCCGCCCCGCUGCCCCCGCGCCCCCUCGCAGCGCCUCGGGAGCCGCCGGCCCCUGCCGCCCGCCCGCGAAGAUGGAGCAAACCUGUGAUGAUAUAGAUGAAAUGUUCAGCAAUUUGCUUGGGGAGAUGGAUAUGCUGACCCAGAGUUUAGGAGUGGAGACUGUACCACCUCCAUCCCCCAAAGAGUCCAGCGAUCAAUUCAGCUUUACAGUUGGUUUUAAAGAUUUAAAUGAAUCCUUAAAUGCCCUAGAGGACAAAGACCUGGAUGCUUUAAUGGCUGAUCUUGUAGCAGACAUAAAUGAGGUUGAACAGAGAACUUUACAAGCACAGAAAUCUUCUUGCAACCAGCAAAGUACAGUCGCUCAGCCUUCAACGGGCUUGGAUAGUGACAUUUGUUCUAAAUCAAGUCUCUAUGUUACCAUUACUGGACAGUCUGGGGAUGACCUGCCCCCUCCACCUCCAGACCCUGAUUUAGACCUUCCACCACCACCUCCUCCACCUCCUUCUGAGCCACUUACCCAGGAAGAACGAGAGGCACGGGCCAAAGCUGACAAGAUUAAACUUGCAUUAGAGAAACUGAAGGAAGCCAAAGUUAAAAAGCUCGUUAUCAAGGUGCACAUGUACGAUAACAGCACAAAGUCACUGAUGGUGGAUGAACGUCAGGUGACACGGGAUGUUUUAGACAAUCUCUUUGAGAAAACCCACUGCGACUGCAACGUCGACUGGUGUCUGUAUGAAAUGUACCCAGAGCUGCAGAUUGAAAGGUUUUUUGAAGACCAUGAAAAUGUUGUUGCAGUGUUAUCAGACUGGACUCGAGACACUGAGAAUAAGAUUCUGUUUUUGGAGAAAAAGGAAAAAUAUGCUUUAUUUAAAAAUCCCCAGAAUUUCUACCUGGCAAACAAAGGGAAGAACGAAAGCAAAGAAAUGAAUGAUAAAAACAAAGAGGCUUUACUGGAGGAAAGCUUCUGUGGGACAUCUGUCAUUGUGCCAGAGCUUGAAGGGGCCCUUUAUUUAAAAGAAGAUGGAAAAAAGUCCUGGAAGAGGCGUUAUUUUCUUCUACGAGCUUCUGGAAUUUAUUAUGUACCCAAAGGAAAAACCAAGACAUCACGGGAUCUGGCAUGCUUCCUUCAGUUUGAGAAUGUGAAUGUGUAUUACGGUUAUCAACACAAAGUGAAAUACAAGGCGCCUACAGACCACUGCUUUGUCUUAAAGCACCCCCAGAUUCAGAAGGAGUCACAAUAUAUCAAGUACUUGUGCUGCGAUGAUCGAGCAACCCUGCAUCAGUGGGUAACAGGAAUAAGAAUUGCCAAGUAUGGCAGAACACUCUAUGAUAAUUACAAAUGUGCAGUGAAGAAAGCUGGCUUGUCCUCCCUGUGGGCGAAUCAAGGAACAGUGGAACGAGCUGCCCCUGCAGGAUCCUCAUCAGCAGGUACUGUUCAAUCAAAUGGACAGAUUCCCCAAAUUACUCGUCGUUUCAGUGCAGAAUUUCCAGACACUCAGAAGAAAGUGGAUACAUCAGAGGCACAGGCUAAGUCAAGUAACCUCAGUGCACCUGGCAUGGCACAGUCAUUGCUGAGGCCACAGUCAGUCCUGAUUAAGAGGAACUCACUGCAGCCUCCUCCUCCACCUGAAAGGCGAUCAUCUGCUAUUUCUGCUUCACCAAUUCUACCCCCCAAAGUGAAACGAGACAGCGGCAUUUUCCUAACAGAUCCAGAGAGCUUUCCAGCCCCACCACCUACACUGAUGAUUGAUUUUCCACCACCACCUCCGUCUGAUUUCUGUGACCCACCUCCUGAUUUUGUGCCUCCACCACCACCAGUCUCCAGCAGCAGUAAUGGAGACCUGCCAGUGCCCCCUCCACCUCCACCUGUCUCCAGUAAGCCGCCACCACCUCCAGCAAAGAAACCUGUGCCUCUUCCUCCAAAAAGGCUAGAAAACACAGGAGCAGAUGGAGAGCCAAGGUCAGCUGGGCCACCUCCCACUGGGGCUGGAGGCAGGCAAGCAGAUUUCAUGUCUGACCUAAUGAAAGCUCUUGAGAAGAAGAGGGGCAACAACUCCUGAACUCUGGGAGCAGGUGGACUUUAAGACAUAGCUGGUUUUGUGAGGCAUCAUAGAAGUGCACGCUGGAUCAGGCUCUUCCAGGAGGAAUUCUCCUUCAGAGUUCCUUUUGGGGGUCUCAAGAAGGUGGGGUGCCCUUUGUCCCCCUCUUUGUCUCUAGAGCCUGCUCCUUCCCCCCCUACAUCUCACCACCCCCUGUUCUUGACUCCCAUUCCUGCACCAGGCCAAGGUAAGAAUUGACUGGAGAGUCUUGCUUCACUCCACAAGGACAGCCAGGGGUGGUGGAGCAGCACUCCAGAGCCAGCCAGCAAGUGAAAUGCAUCUUCUGUGGCUGCCUCUCUAGUGGAACUGGAGCUAAAGGAAAAAUACAACAAUGUUCUCAUGUGAAUUUUGAGAAGUGGGAAGAUCCCUUUUCACAGAAUUGCCCUUAAAGGUUCUUUAUUGAAAAACCCCCCGCCUAUGGGGAUGUUUUUUCCAAUAAAAAGACCCUCUUGAAAAAUGUUUUAAAUAGUCUGUCUUAAAAAGUAAAACCUCAGCUAGAUUAUUCUGAGAUGCAUGUCAGGGCCAGGACCAUUUCCAGACAGUGUCACCCCAAAUGUUACACACUCCUGUUUCUAUAUGUAACUCGGUCAUACCUGGUCAGCAUUUUCAGCUGCUGUCUUGAAAUCUCAUUUAUUUGGUUAACCUUAGACAAAUAAAAAUGUUUAUUUUGAAAUCAUGUAUGCUUCCCUUGGUAAGCAGGAUUUUUCUUCUGUUGGUUAACAUUUGUCUUCAAACUGUACCUAGAAAUAAUCUGUCUUGUGAAAGACUUUGUAAUUAUCUUGUACCUGAUAGGAAUGUCUCCUCCUACAAUUUUUUCAUUUGUUCUCCCCAUUUAAUUGUCCAUUGUUCAUUUAGGAAGCAUUCAUUGUUAGUUCUCAAAUAAAAAUAGCUUCUAUUUUA